AUGGUGAAUUACGUAUUAUCAUUCUGCAAAAUAACUGGCGCGAGCAAAAUCUUCAAACGCAACUUUUACUUGCCUCUACUAAAACCUCUAACACCCAGAGAAGCCUUGCGAACUCUAAGAAUAACAGGAAAAUGGCUGCUUGGAGCCAAAUACCAACAUUACAUCCCAGUCCUUCUGAAUCACACCCAGCAAAGAUCGAAACAAACCGAAGACUACGGAAAACUGCACCACGAAAAAUCUGAUGACUAUACUUACAUGACACCGGUGUUAGACCCAGAAAACGAAAAUCAUAAGAUACUUAUAAACCUUCUGGAAGCUAAAGAAAGCAAUGGUAUGUACGUCUACACAGUAAAUGACAAAAAAUACAACAUAGUCUUCUCCACACAGUUUGAGGUAGCGUUAAGAAACGGUGAAAUAAUAGACGUGCUCGUCUCACAGAAGAACGAUAAGAUACUAGUUAAAAUGAAAGACAGAAAAAAGAUUCCAAUGGAGAUCCACUACUUUGAGGGAGACUCUGACAAUCUUUACACCGGUGAAGCAGCAACAGAUGAAGAGCAAGAGAAACACCACCACCACGGAAAAUAUACAAUGGCGCUAGCACAACAAUUUGAAGAAAAAGAAAUGCGCGAGGAAAAAUGGGAAGAGGCGCUUAGAAAGAUACUGAAACGUAGAAAGAAAGUCAAGUGGGAGAAUUCGAAAGCUUACAAAGAAAUGAUGAAGCGCAAUAUGAAAAAUAUGAACUGGAACAAGUUUGAAGAAGAAGCCAAGAAGGUCAUCGACGAAAUCGAGGAACCUACAAAAGAAGAAGCCAUCGAAAUGGAGGUUGAAGAUUUAGAAGCCACGAAAAACGUCAAUGAAACAAUUUUGGGCCACGGUGAAGGAAUGCUGAAUCAACUACCCACUUUGACCGAAAUUCCUGACAUUAUCAAAAACAUGGGUAGUGCUAGUUUGCACGAAAUUGAAGCAAGUCCUUCAGAUGAGCAAAACAAAGGCAGGCGAGUAAGCGGGAUCAAAGUAACUCUACCCUCGGGCAAAGAAUGCUUUGUUAGUGGUCAAAUGGUACUAACAGAGGAAGGUGAGGUGUUUGUGCCAGGACAAACAGUCCACAACGAAUUCGGUGACGAGUAUGUUCCUGGCAUCACCACUGUGAUCAAUAAUCAACCUACUCUGGUCAGUGGGCUGAUCUUAGGAGAGCAAGACCAAGAUCCGCUGUUUUUGCCUUCACAAUCAUCCAUCACAGCUGAUGGAACGUUAACCUUCACUUCGAAUCCUGAAGAAAGGCCAGAACCUCCUGCUGAGUCCGAGAGAAAAGUUAAAAGGAAAAAGAAGGAACCAGAGAUUAUAGAGAUAAUUGAAGCUACACCAACCACAGAGAAAGAAAAUCCUUUUGAAAACUACGAUUUCGUGAUAAUUUGCGAUAGCGAUUCUGAAUCAGAAGACAAAUCCGCAGAGGUAUCAAGUGAAGAACUGAACAAUUCCGAACUCGAAGAGUUAGAUAUAGAAGCCAUCAGACUGAGACAGGAACAACAUAGGCUAGAGCUGGAAAAAUUGAAUCAACAGCUGUUUGACGAUAUGAGUGAUAUCAUAAGUAAUUUGGAGGAUAAAAAGGCAGAGCUGAAGAGGAAACUAGAUGAAUUGAGGAAAAAACACAUGGAUAAUCAAAACAACCUAGUGACAUACGUUAAUGAGAAAGACGCGAUGGAGGUAGCAUCUAAAAUAACCGAGGACAAAGAUCUUAUAAAUAGACUGUCAGACAUCCUGCUAACAAUGACCAGGAGAUCAGCGACUUUUAGGGAUAAAAAUAGCGUCAGGUCGGAUAAUAUUAACAUCGACUGUCCAAGUUGCAACGCUUCGGACGCUGAAAUUAGCCUGAACCAGUGUACGAAUAAACUUAGGGCUCUGUACAAGACGGCUUUGGUUGCAGCUAACGACGUGUUUAAAAAUAGACCGAAAGAUCAAUUACUAGCACUCACUACUAUCGGCAAUAUCUUGUGUGGCCCGCUUAAAAACGACAGUAAGCUACUGAAAGAAUUGAUAAAUAUUAUGAAAACUCAAAUUGACCGUGACGAAAUUUGUAAUGCAGCUUUUAAACAACUAACCCAAGCAAUAGAAGACACCAAAGUAGCUAUGUUAAAUAAAAUUGUAGAAGAAGAAAUGUCUACGUUGGAAUUCAACGAGAUCGUAGAAAAAAUAUUAGGUUCAGAAAAUAUUAUGAACGUUGCCUUCCAAAAAAUAACGAAGCUAGAACAUAGUAUAAUAAAGAAUGUUGUGGAAAAUAUUUCUAACCAAUUGGCUGAAGUCAAAAUGGAAGAAGACGCAGUGCGAGUUCUGCAAAAAUCGAUAGUGAAAGCGGUUAAAGCAAUGGUAGAUGAUAGAUAUGCAAAAAUCAGCUACAACGACUUCAAAGAUGAUGCUAUAAGCUUUGCAAAAGCGUUGGAUAUGGAAGAUGUGAUAGAUGACUUGCAAAAGUCGCGUAAUUUUAGCGAACAAACGACUGAUUUAUUAAAGAGGGUGUUACUUAUGAGGCAAAUAGCCGAGAGGGACUAUUCGUUGAGGACAGCGAUAACUAGGAUAAAGAAAAACCCUGAAGUUGCAAGGUCGGACCCGAGGAUAAGACAGCUUAUCAGGGAAAGUGGGUGCCUUGUACCUAUGCACAUGAUGUCAGCGAUCCAGGUGAACAAGAACCGCGAAAAAAGGAUAGACGAUUAUCUGAGUGGUGUGCGCGAACGGGACGACACUAGCAGCUAUUCGAAGAAUCAGCAGAGUAAUGUAAGGAGACUGAGAAAAAUUGUGAACCGUCGCAAAGCUGCAUGA
Acanthoscelides obtectus is the source of this 2814-nucleotide messenger RNA. NCBI's taxonomy places the organism in Eukaryota, Metazoa, Arthropoda, Insecta, Coleoptera, Chrysomelidae. The record is from the annotation of a GenBank genome assembly.